Molecule: messenger RNA, 810 nt
Organism: Didymodactylos carnosus
Lineage: Eukaryota; Metazoa; Rotifera; Eurotatoria; Philodinida; Philodinidae
Source: the annotation of a GenBank genome assembly
AUGAUCAUAUACGAUUUCGGUAUAAAAAAAGUUUGGAAAAUUUUGAAAAAAUGUGUUGAUGAUAUAUUUAGAAAACUAAAAAUUAAAAUUGUAACUGUCCUAUUAAUAUUAUCACAUACCGACAGUGAUCAUUACGGUAAUUUAGAAGAAAUCAGUAAAUAUAUAAUACAAAAAUAUUCACCCAUACAUAUAUCUUUAAUGUUACCAUGCAGCAGAGAGCAGUUUAUCAAUCUAAGUAAAAAGAUUCGUAUUAUUGGUGAUUUUGAAAAUUUUAAAGAGGGUGAUAAUGUUAUAACAUGCUUGUUAAAUAGCGAAUGUAAAUUGCAGGUACAUUAUCCACCUUUCUAUAAUAAUCGAGAUAAUAAUCGAAAUAGUUUAAUCGCAAUUAUUUAUUUUGGUAAGAAUAAAGAAAAGAUUGUUCUAACUGGUGAUCAAUCUUUUGAUCAAAUUAACGGUAUACUAGAGGAAAAAAAAAUUACUGAAACAUCAAUAUUUCAGAUACCUCAUCAUGGUUCUCAAAAAACCUACAAUGAUUAUGAUUACAAGUUAAUCCCGAGCAGAGUCUAUAUUAUUUCCGGUAAACCAGAAAAUGACGAAAAUACAUUUACUGAUAACCGUCUACAUAAUAUCACUUGCCAAUAUAAAACUGUUCAGCACAUCAUCGAAACAACUAAGACUCAAACGAAACGCAUCUAUGUGUGUUUUACUCAAUUAAGAUUAGACGAAAAUUCCGUUAAAAUUUUAAAUGAAAACUAUAAGAUUACAGUUGUCGGUGUCAAUACGGAGUUGGGCUACAUUCCAAUUAACUAA